This is a messenger RNA of Caenorhabditis remanei, 333 nucleotides long. RefSeq lists its product as uncharacterized. Lineage: Eukaryota; Metazoa; Nematoda; Chromadorea; Rhabditida; Rhabditidae. The record is from RefSeq and is a predicted model, not a curated record. The transcript has a single exon. The coding region runs from base 1 to 333 and encodes 110 amino acids.
AUGCAACCGAUUCUUCCUAAUUCUCCAUUUUUUCAGUUGGGUUUCGCUCUCGGCGUCACCGCGAUGGCUCAAAUGCGUAUCGGACAGGAAUCUCAGAUGACACCGAAUUACGGAUCAGCUGGCUUCGAUGAUGGAUACGGUGGCGGUAUGCAGGGUGGUGGACAAGGAGAUCAGGGAGGACCGACUACUUCAUAUAUGAAUAUGUUAACAAUUGUGCUCCAUUUCAGUCUUCUUGGCGUCGAUGAAUCUCGUGAGAGACGCUUCUUUCUUUUCAAUCCAAUCCAUCCACCUUCUACUUCUUCAUCCACAUCUUCAAUUUUCUAUUGUUUUUGA